AUGGGGACUUCACAUUCGGUGGUCACGGCGCUGCAGUCUCUUCUGAGACAGCGCAAUCUGAAGGUCUCAACAAAAACUCUAAAUUGUUUUGUCAGGGAGGUGGAUCGUGUGGCACCCUGGUACGCAUGUUCCGGGUCGCUAAUGCUUGCUUCAUGGGAGAAGCUGGAGAGAGACCUAAUUAGAGAACAACAGGCUGGGAAACUAAAAGCAGGGACGAUGCCACUGUGGAAGCUUGUGAAAUCAUGUCUUGAGGAUGAGAAAUGCCGUUUGUCCAUAAAAGCAGGGCAGGAGGUUUUGGAAGAGAUUCAGGACAGUCUGUCAGAAAUAGAGUGGUGUAAAAGGACCGGUGUGGUCAAAAGUAAAAAAGGUGCACCUAAGAAAAAAGGCCCUUCCAAGGACUCUAGAUCUGUGGAAGUGAUAGACAAGGGAAAGGACGCCCUGGGAGAGAAAGGUGGAGCAGAAACAAAGAAAGGCAGGCGGGAAAGUCUGUAUCCGUUUAGAGAGCUGGAGGCCCUAAACCUAGGCAACUCAGAUGAUCCUGAAACAGAUGAACUUAGUCCCUCCGAAGAGGAGGAAUUGGAAGAUGAGGUAGCUCAGCACGAGAAGGAGAGAUACCGUUCAGACGGUGCAUGGCAUAUUAAGACGGGGAGGGGCAAGAACAAAGGCCACAUGACCUCGCGACUUCAAGGUCCCGCUGCACCUCUGCCUUAUGCGGAAGCAUAUGGGUCAGAUUCGUUCCUCUCCCAGAAGGAACGGAGAAAGCUGCAACAGGCUUUUACAGUUUUUGAAGGGGAAGCAGGGGCUCGAAUCUUUGCCCCGGUAGUGUUCCGUGAGAUCAAAGAACUUGCAGAGUCAGUCCGUAAUUAUUGGAUUACUGCCAAUUUUACUAUCUCAUUGGUGGAGCGGCUGAAUGAUCAAGCCAUGACUCCCAGAGACUGGCAGACUGUGGCCAAGGCUGCUUUGCCUAAUAUGGGUCUAUAUAUGGAAUGGAAAGCCCUUUGGUAUGACCUUCUGCAGACCCAGGCUAAGGCUAACUCUGCGGUUGGAGGGGAUCAGAGACAGUGGACCUUUGAACUCCUGACAGGACAAGGACCCUUUGCUAAUAAUCAAACCAAUUUUGCCUGGGGUGCUUAUGGGCAGAUAUCUACUGCCGCCAUUAGGGCUUGGAAAAGUCUCUCAAAGAGAGGAGACCCAGGAGGACAUCUAACAAAAAUUGUUCAAGGCCCACAGGAACCAUUUUCAGAAUUUGUGGCUAGAAUGACAGAGGCUGCAGGGAGGAUUUUUGGAGAUCCUGAGCAAGCCAUGCCCCUGAUAGAGCAGCUGAUUUAUGAACAGGCUACUCAAGAAUGCAAAGCUGCUAUAGCCCCUAGGAAAAGUAAGGGUCUUCAGGACUGGGUGAAAGUUUGUAGAGAACUUGGGGGUCCUCUCACUAAUGCUGGUCUUGCUGCUGCUAUCCUUCAGAGCCAAAAGGGCUCGAGGGUAGGAGAACAGAGGACAUGUUUUAACUGUGGCAGGACUGGGCAUUUAAAAAGGGACUGCCGGGCCCCUGGUAAGAAGAGGGUGCCUGGGGUUUGCACCAGAUGCGGAAAGGGCUAUCACUGGGCCAAUGAGUGCCGCUCGGUGAGAGACAUCAGGGGCCGGUCACUGCAGCCUGCUCCUGCCUUGGCUGGAGAAGAAGGCGAUGGUCCAAAAAACGGGCGCCAGGGCCCCAGGUCUCAGGGCCCCAAAACAUAUGGGACUGCAACAAACCGGUGGGGGAUAUGCAACUCCAUAGAGCAACUCAGGGAUCGUGUGGACUGGACCUCUGGUCCACAGCCCGAUUCAUGCUGA
Messenger RNA from Apodemus sylvaticus (European woodmouse), 1830 nucleotides. Its product is annotated as igE-binding protein-like. The transcript has a single exon. The record is from RefSeq and is a predicted model, not a curated record. NCBI's taxonomy places the organism in Eukaryota, Metazoa, Chordata, Mammalia, Rodentia, Muridae. Gene Ontology annotation, molecular function: structural molecule activity; nucleic acid binding; zinc ion binding. Gene Ontology annotation, biological process: viral process. Bases 1 to 1830 code for a protein of 609 amino acids.